Castor canadensis (American beaver) is the source of this 2134-nucleotide messenger RNA. RefSeq names its product LanC like glutathione S-transferase 2 (gene Lancl2). NCBI's taxonomy places the organism in Eukaryota, Metazoa, Chordata, Mammalia, Rodentia, Castoridae. The record is from RefSeq and is a predicted model, not a curated record. Gene Ontology annotation, cellular component: plasma membrane. Gene Ontology annotation, biological process: carbohydrate metabolic process; peptide modification.
UGCUGGGGAGCGCGGCGGACAUGGGCGAGACCAUGUCAAAGAGACUGAAGCUGCACUUGGGAGGGGAGGCGGAGAUGGAGGAGCGAGCGUUCCCCAAUCCCUUUCCGGACUACGAGGUUGCUGCUGCUGCUGUGGGGCUCGCGGUAGGCGCGGCGGAGGAGACGGGCUAUGCUCGUCCCCCGCCUUCCACAGACGAGCUUGGCCUCCCUUUCCACCAGGACGGAAAGAUUAUUCAUAACUUCAUAAGGCGGAUCCAGACCAAAAUCAAAGAUCUUCUACAGCAAAUGGAAGAAGGGUUGAAGACAGCUGACCCUCAUGAUUGCUCUGCUUAUACUGGCUGGACAGGCAUAGCCCUUUUGUACCUGCAGCUGUACCGGGUCACUUGUGAUCAGGCUUAUCUGCUCAGAUCUCUGGAUUAUGUAAAGAGGACACUUCGAAAUCUGAAUGGUCGCAGAAUCACUUUCCUCUGUGGUGAUGCUGGGCCUCUUGCUGUGGGAGCUGUGAUCUAUCAUAAACUCAAAAGUGAUAGCGAGUCCCGGGAAUGCAUCACAAGACUUUUGCAGCUGCACAGAACCGCUGUCUGCCAAGAGUCAGAGCUUCCUGAUGAGCUACUUUUUGGACGGGCAGGUUAUUUGUAUGCCUUACUGUACCUGAACACGGAGAUCGGCCCAGGCACUGUGUGUGAAUCAGCUAUUAAGGAGGUAGUCACUGCUAUUAUUGAAUCAGGUAAGACCUUGUCAAGGGAAGAAAGAAAAAAUGAGCGCUGUCCCCUACUGUAUCAGUGGCAUAGGAAGCAAUAUGUUGGUGCAGCCCAUGGCAUGGCUGGGAUCUACUAUAUGUUAAUGCAGCCAGCAGCAAAAGUGGACCAAGAAACCUUGACAGAAAUGGUAAAACCCAGUAUUGAUUAUGUGCGUCACAAAAAAUUCCGAUCUGGGAAUUAUCCAUCUUCAUUAAGCAAUGAAACUGAUCGAUUAGUCCACUGGUGCCAUGGUGCCCCGGGUGUCAUCCACAUGCUCAUGCAGGCAUAUAAGAUUUUUAAGGAGGAGAAAUACCUGAAAGAGGCUAUGGAGUGCAGUGAUGUGAUUUGGCAGCGAGGUCUGCUUCGGAAGGGUUAUGGGAUCUGCCAUGGGACUGCUGGGAAUGGCUACUCUUUCCUGUCCCUUUACCAUCUCACACAGGACAAAAAGUACCUCUAUCGAGCUUGCAAGUUUGCAGAAUGGUGUCUAGAUUACGGAGCACAUGGGUGCCGUAUUCCUGACAGACCCUAUUCCCUCUUUGAAGGCAUGGCUGGCGCUGUUCACUUUCUCUCCGACAUCUUGGUGCCAGAGACAUCAAGGUUUCCAGCAUUUGAACUUGGCUCUUCAGAGAGGGAUUAAAAAGGUGCAAAAAGACAACUGAAAUACGCAUUGGACCAAAAGCAACCAGAUUGCUUAGUGCCUGACACAGAACCAGUUGUGAAUAUUGAAAGAUAAUAAAAAGCAAACACUUUCACAGACCCUCUUUUGUUGCAAAGACCCUGAAGUUAGAGCAUUCCAUCAACAUUUUGUGACAGUGUUUCCUUCAUUGGUGUAAAAUAUGAAUUCUUCACAUACAGGUUUCUUGUAGUAUGCAUGUUUCUUGGUGUUUGUUGUCUGUAGGGAUAAGUUCUAAAUGGAAAGCCCUUUUCCUCACAUGAGCUCUCACCAGCUGAGCAGCAGCCACACUUUUCUGUAUAUAAUAUAUAAAGGAGGGCAUUGUCUCUAUUGACAGACAAGGGAACAGGCAGGUGAUGUCUCUUUUAAACACCAGAAAGAGAAUCUAGGGUGAUAUCCUAGUGAGAAUACUUUGUCAGCAUUUUUCAUAGGCACCUUUCAGAAGAGCAUGAGGGAAGACCACUCUCAAAAGUGAAGAGAAACAGCAGGCAAGAGGGCAUUUGCCAGAACACUUGUGGAGGGCACUGUUGCACACUGCUUCCUCUUUAUGUCUUGCUGCUGCACAUAGUACCUCUAUUAGGGCUCCCCUUUCUCAGCAGAAGUUUCAAGAAUUGUGCAAAUUUCAAAGGGCUUCUUGCAGGCCAAGGCAGCCAUUAUCCUGGGGAAUGGACUCCAUGAUGCCAAGAGUAACUUUUAAUGACCACACAACUAAGCGUUGACAA